AUGGAAAAAAUCACGUCAAACUGCUCGCCACGGUGUUCAACAAGAAGCGCUACGAUUCACUACUUGAACCUGCAGCAGUGUCUGCGACACGGGCUUUGUCUGACGCGAAUACAUCGAGUGCUGCGGUUCUCGCAAUCGCCUUGGGUGCGCGGGUACAUCGAGCUCAAUACCCGAUUCUGCGCGAACGCCACCAACGAGUUUACAAAGGACCUUUACAAACUUAUGAACAACGCGGUGUUCGGCAAGAAAAUGGAGGACGUGCGCAAUCGCAGCGUGUUCGCUGAAGAUCUGGUGGCCAUAGAACUGCGUCGUCUGGAAGUUUUAUUCAACAAACCGUUGUACGUCGAUAUGUGCAUACUCGACAUAUCGAAGACCUGUCUUUACGAAUUCCAUUAUGAUUACAUGGCACCAUUGUACGGUGACGAUUGCAAGAUCCUCUACACCGAUACCGACAGUUUGAUAUACCACAUAAAGUGCGAGGACGUGUACGAGAAUAUGAAGCGCGAUAUCGCUCGCUUCGAUACCAGCGACUAUCCAGCGGACAAUCCGUACAACAUGCUUCGCGCGAACAAAAAAAUACCAGGGUAUAUGAAGGAUGAGAACAACGGUGCUGUUAUGACGGAGUUUGUGGGUUUGCGCACAAAGAUGUACGCGACUCGAGUGGGCAACAGCAAGUGCACAAAGAAGGUGAAGGGUGUAAAGAGAAGCGUCGUCGCAAGAACGAUCACCUUUGACGACUACGUGCAAUGUCUGCGGAACGCAUCGAACUGA
This is a messenger RNA of Pseudomyrmex gracilis, 771 nucleotides long. RefSeq lists its product as uncharacterized. The transcript is spliced from 2 exons. The record is from RefSeq and is a predicted model, not a curated record. The coding region runs from base 1 to 771 and encodes 256 amino acids. Lineage: Eukaryota; Metazoa; Arthropoda; Insecta; Hymenoptera; Formicidae.